CAUAAUUCCACAUGGAAUUUGGUUGUAAUCCAGGAGUGGAUCUGAAGAGACAAUUCCAACGUUCAGUCGCUCACGAUCUUCCUCCGUCAAAUUUAAUAUUCCAAAGCUUGCGAUUUGGGAACACAAUGUUAUUUGCAAAGAACGACUUUGGUAUCAACCGGGAAAGUUACAUCGACUCGUAGCCUUCCAUGCAGCAAAAUUUUAAUGCUUUGAUCGUGAAAAUGUCAGAAGAGAAAGUUGUGCAACGUCGUCUAAAAAACAACCGACGAAAGACUACCGAUGGAUACAGGACAGACUCAGGAUGUUUCGAAGAUGUCGAUUUACGACACUCACCGACGCUAGUUUGCUCAGAAUACGUCACGGACAAACAUUCCUCCACUUGUGACAGCAAUAACCCAAAUCAAAAUGAAGUUUCAAAACAAUACUUAAAUUCAACUCCUACAUCUAUACCUACGUUAGCUGAAGAUAGUGCAGAAGACAAAGACUUUCAUGAUAUUUUAAAACGAUUGUCUGAAAUAACUGGCAGUACUGGGGAUCUAUAUCGCUUAUGUUUCAACUCAAGAUUGUCAUUUGGUGGUCACGCUACGAGUGGAAGCGAAGAGACAGGUGAACCAGAAGAAGGCAUUGAAAAAACGUUUAUCGUACAACAGAAAAAUGAAAACUGUGAACUUAAAAAAUCCAAUCAUGAUGAGCGGUGUGCAGAGUUUAUGUCUCUUUUGUCUUCUUUAAUGUCGAAAGUAAGAGAAAAUCCAAACAUUUUAAGCCACCCAAGUUUAGGAAAUUCUUGUGAAAAUCAGCUGUCAUCGCUGAUCACAUCUAUAAAUGAGGCAAAACAGAUUGAAGCUAAAAAAGAAAAACAAAAAUUAGAAUCUUCAAGUCUGCAGGUUUCAACAACUAUUAAUGAUCACAAUACUCCACCACCAGUAUCGUCUCUUUCGUCUGCAAAUGCCGACUGGUCUAAUCUUGUUACAGCACAAAAAUCAUUUGAUGAAAAUAAAUCGUGCAUUAAUGAAACAGAGAGUGAUGAUGAAAGCGUGUUUUAUAUUCUUCAUGGUAACACUGAAACCGAUAAUAUAUCUAAAGAUAAAAAUGAUAUUUCUCAUUCUUUGAAAACAGACACAUAUUUUGAUUCUUCAACAAAUAUAAAGGUAGGAGAGGAAAAUGUUAGCUCGUCUACAACUGACGAAGAAAGCAAUGACAUCUCAAGCGAGGGCUCACACGCAUUGUCAAGUAGGCUUGAUGAACAUGUUGAAGACAAUAAACAAAUGAACACUAGAAAGUUUGAAAAUCUUUUGCCGGAGGGUGACGGUAUGGUAGCUAAUGGACGUCGAACAGUGAAGCCUUACAGUUGGGAUUAUGGUGAUAUUUGGGAGAAUGAAGUGCAAGCAGGGAAACGUUGGGACUCGUUUUCUGGAGAACUGGGUUAUUAUAAACAACGAGAUCUUUGCCAUGACAUGUCACCAUCUUUUGAAGAAAUCAGAGAUGAUUUAUUCCACAAUGCUGGUUUUAUUUGUCGCGAUUGUUGUCGCAUUGAAAGCACAAAACGACGUAGUCGCUCUGCUGAUGCAAAAUGUUUGCCAAUGCAUUGCAAGUUAUGCCCCUCUCCUCUUCAAGGUGAUUCACCAUUUGCGAGAACAAUUUAUCACAAUGAUCGUAAUUCUGGUGUUAAGUUGCGUCGAAGUUGGAGUUCUCAACAUAUCUCUGCUGACUCCAUGAUGGUCAGCGUGGACUGGACCAGAGGAAGAAAGAUGAGGGUUUUUACUGACUCAUCCAAGGGAACUUUUGAUGACAUAACAGCUCAAAGUAUCAAAAAUUCAGUUGCUCGAUCCAGUACAUUCCGUGGACCCCGUCCAUGGUCCGUGUUGAAGCGAAGACCAUCCGGGCUGCGACGACGUUCAACGAGAAAUCAAUCAUAUUGCUCUAGCUCUUGUAGUGAUGAAUUAUUUACAAGACGGAAUUUAGAAAGUAGUGCCCUAUCUAGGACAACAUCAUCCGACUGUCUUACCACUACGUCUGAUGAAAGUUCAAGCAUAAAUUCUUCACCAUGUGCCUUAUCUUCACCAUCCGUGAGCAAUCGAAACAGUGGUUGUUUCUCUGACAUUAGCUCUUCUGAUUCUUCAGACAUUCGCCGUGUUGUAUUUCAAGGUUUGCCAUCAGAGUGUUCCCCUCGUGAUCUGUUUAAUAAAGGCUAUGUUAACUAUAACACCACUAAAUUGACGUUGAAUGAACGAUUUGGACUCCUACAGAAGAACUGCGCAUUACAGAAAUCGUUAAUGCGAAACUCUAAAGAAGAUUGUAAUUAUUACAAUCUUCGUAGAUCAAAUCUUCAUCGUCAUAUGUCGAAUGAUCAAUUAAAUUGUGGGAAAAACAAAGAUCAAAAUUACCUCACCAAAGUGAAAUUUCUCGGUGAUUCUUAUUCUCGUUCCAAUAUCAGCAAGAAUAUUCGACAUUCCAGGAAUAGAUCGCGUAGUCCAUCUCCAGUAUCCUCUUCUGUUCCUUGUACUCGUGUUUUAAGUUGUGAGAUAGUGAAAAGUGAUCAUCAUAAGAGAGAUGUCUAUACAAAGGUUAGCAUGACUGGUUCUCUAACAGAUAAGGACUCGUUUAAGGUUAAUGACACAAAGCUUGGUAGAGUAAAAACACGACGAAGUUGGCAUGGACAUUCUUCUCUGCGUUCUUCUUCAUCUUCUUCAAUCAAGAGCUUUUCCACAUUGCAAAGACAUAAAUCUCCGACCACAAAUACUGGGGACGCACCUUUACUUGCAACAUUAGUUACAGUGGACAAUCCAUUAAAAACAAUCACAUGUUCCAAGAGGUCCACAAUUGAUCUUGGAAAACCUUCAGUGAAAAGAGAUAGAAUAUCUUGGGAGGCAUUUCGUUUCCAUAAACGUGAAAGUCAACCAUCCUCAAUGGUGGAUCUUUCAAACCAUGUUUACUCACGUUCUAAGCAGCGACAACCUCCUCCUGACUAUUUCACAGCUGUAAAGUGUUCGCAAGGUUUUCAACAAAGCAACAAAACAAAGUAUAUUGAGCCUGUGUUUUCAACGCUGAGACAAAGCGUCAAAAAAACACAACCUUCAUCAGAAAUGAUCGAACAAAAAACUCAAAGUGGUAAACUUAAGUCUGUUGGACCAUCAUCUCUUAAGGAAAAUCUUAUCAUGUCAAAUUCACCUCUUACUCCGGGCUCAAGACGUUGGAGUAGUUUGAAUGAAAAUAACGCUUUGGCUAAACAAAGGCUUCAGAGCUCUGAUGUGUACAGAAGGCGAACAAUUGAAAUGAAUCAAAAAAAUUUCGAUGUAACAAAACUUGGCAGCUUCAAUCAUCUCGAUCAAUCUCUUCCCGUCGGUCGUCGUCGUUAUAACUCGGAAUCUUCAAGCGUAAGCGAUCUUUUGGAAAAGGCUCGUUGAAGAAAAUGUCAGUAUCAACAAGAUAAACAUGAAUAGGGAAAAGUUAAAUGAAAACAGGAACGAUAAGCAAAAUAAAGCUUUUGAAGUUGCUGAGCUUUCUGUGGACAAGACAAAUAGAUUUAGGGAUAUUUUGUCAAACUUUGAUAUGAACAUAAUGAAGUUUUCCCAACAUGAAC
Messenger RNA from Xenia sp. Carnegie-2017, 3580 nucleotides. RefSeq lists its product as uncharacterized. Bases 189 to 3404 code for a protein of 1071 amino acids. The transcript has 8 exons. The record is from RefSeq and is a predicted model, not a curated record. NCBI's taxonomy places the organism in Eukaryota, Metazoa, Cnidaria, Anthozoa, Malacalcyonacea, Xeniidae.